This is a messenger RNA of Lotus japonicus, 2775 nucleotides long. Its product is annotated as probable inactive receptor kinase At2g26730. Bases 447 to 2321 code for a protein of 624 amino acids. Gene Ontology annotation, molecular function: protein kinase activity; protein binding; ATP binding. The record is from RefSeq and is a predicted model, not a curated record. NCBI's taxonomy places the organism in Eukaryota, Viridiplantae, Streptophyta, Magnoliopsida, Fabales, Fabaceae. The transcript is spliced from 2 exons. Gene Ontology annotation, biological process: protein phosphorylation.
GUUAAAAGGCCUCCUAAUCUUAAUUCUUAACUGAAACUGUAACAAGAGAUUAAUACAAAAAGUUGACCAAAGAAUUAUGGACUAAAGCAGCCAAGCCUAGCAAUACCAACUUUUUGUAAAGCCAAUAAAAAAUUCAGGGUAAAACCCUCCAAAUAUUGAUGAAGGGAUAGAAGAAACUCUUUGAGAAAGUCAUGGCAUCACCAUGUAUGGCCCUUUUAUGAUGCCGGCAGCUAAAGUUGUUACCUUCUCCUUGUCACUGUCAUCCAGAAGAACAGUACAUUAACUUGUUGUUUCAUUAGCCAAUUGGCAGUGUAGUAUAACUGCUAGCCUAAGCUACCAUAAAUCAGUUAACCAAAGAAGUUUAAAGCUAAUUUCACUAUUCUGAUCAAGAACAGGAACCUAGCACAUUACCCAACACUGCUGCUAUUGCUGCUGCUGCUGCAAGAAUGUGUGUAAACCCCAUCUGGAUAAGCUUCAUUGUCAUCUUUUUGUUCUUUCCAGUGACCUUCUCAGAGGAUGAAGUGGUGAAGCGGGCACUGGUGAGAUUCAUGGACAAACUUGCACCAGGGAAUUCACAAAGACAUGCCAAGUACUGGGGUUGGAACCUUGCUUCAGAUCCUUGCAGUGAUAACUGGCAUGGUGUGAGCUGCAUAAGAGGGAAAGUUAACACCAUAUUUCUUGAUGAUUCCAGCUUGAAUGGGACUCUAGACACCAGUUCUCUUUGCAUGGCAAAGUCUCUUCAAAGCCUUAGCCUAAAGAGAAACAAGUUACAUGGAUUGAUACCAGAGGAUUUAGGAGCUUGCAAGUCUUUGACUCAAUUGUAUUUAAGUGACAACAGCUUCUCGGGUGAUCUUCCCAAUUCUCUUGAAGAAUUAGGCAAUUUGAAGAGGCUUCAUGUUGCUAGAAACAACUUCUCUGGAGAGCUUUCUAAUGUAAUUCAUCUCUCAGGGUUGAUAUCUUUUCUUGCUGAGAAAAACAAAUUCACUGGGGAAAUUCCUGAUUUUAACUUCUCUAAGCUUUUGGAGUUUAAUGUCUCCAACAACAAUUUAGAGGGUUCAAUUCCUGAUGUCAGAGGGGAAUUCUAUGCAGAAAGCUUUUCUGGAAAUCCCAAUUUAUGUGGAACACCACUUCCAAAGGCUUGCUCUCCUACUCCUCCUCCACACUCAGAGAAAGAAACAGAAUCCUUUAUUGAUAAGUUGGGUGCUUAUUCUGGUUAUCUUGUUCUUGGUUUAAUUGUCCUGUUUUCGUUAGGCUGCAUUUUGGCAACGAAAUUCAAGACCAAAGAAGAAGCAUUGAUUGUUGAAAAGAAGAUGAGAAGAGAAAACUCUAUUGAAACUAAGAGUGGCACUGAGACCAGAUCCAAGAGUUCAAUGUCAUCCCUUGAAAAUGGGAUGAACAUGUCAUCAUCGUCAUCAUCAUCAUCAACUCUUGUUGUUUUCUCACGCCCUGAGUUGAAGCGAUUGCAACUUGAGGACUUGCUGAGAGCUCCUGCUGAAUUGAUUGGGAGAGGAAGACACGGAAGCCUCUUCAAGGUGAUGCUAGACAAUGGAGUGCUUUUGGCAGUCAAGAGGAUCAAUGACUGGGGGAUUUCAAAACAAGAUUUUGAGAGAAGGAUGAAUAAGAUUGGUCAAGUGAAGCAUCCAUAUGUAGUUCCACUUGUUGCAUAUUAUUGCUCACCACAAGAGAAGCUAUUGGUGUAUGAAUACAUGGAGAAUGGGAGUCUCUUCCAAAUGCUUUUAGGAUCUCCAAGUGGCCAAUCUUUUGAGUGGGGAAGCAGACUUAAGAUUGCUUCUAAAAUAGCUGAGGCUUUGGCUCAUAUCCAUGAGGAGCUUCAUGGAAGUGGUAUAGCUCAUGGUAACUUAAAAUCAAGUAACAUUUUGUUUGGAAAGAAUAUGGAUCCCUGCAUAAGCGAAUACGGUCUGAUGGUGGUUGAAGAUCAAGCUCAAAGUGAAAUUUCUCACAGAAGAAGAUUCAAAAACAAGAAUCUAGCUACUUCUCAUGCAUAUAGAACCUUCAAAGUUGAUACAUAUGCCUAUGGUGUGAUCCUUCUGCAGCUUCUGACUGGAAAAAUAGUCCAGAACAAUGGGCUCAAUCUUGCUGAAUGGGUGAGUUCAGUGAUCAGAGAGGAAUGGACUGCAGAAGUUUUUGACAAGUCAUUGAUUUCACAAGGUGCUAGUGAAGAGAGGAUGGUGAACUUGUUGCAUGUAGCACUGCAAUGUGUAAAUUCUUCUCCAAAUGAUAGACCAAGCAUGAGUGAUGUUGCAGCAAUGACAAUUGCAUUGAAAGAGGAAGAAGAAAGAUCCACAAUCUUCAACUCAUGAGCUGAGACUUUAAUUACGAUAGUAAACUUCUAUUCUUCAUAUCAGCUCACAAAAGAAAUGUUCUAUAAUAGUAUAUAACAUGCAUAUAAAAAUCGAGUUUCUUUUUUAUGUCGGGAAGUGUGUGAUAUGUGAUCAGUAUCCUUCUGUAUGAAAAAAAAUUGAUUUUGAUGAUAGGAGAAGAAAAUGGAAAUAUGUAUCCAUUCCUAAACCCAAAGUGUAAAACUUAAAAGAGAAAAGAGAACAGAGAAAAAGAGGCAAAAAUAAGGACAGCCCACUAGUAUUUUGGGCAUUUCUAUCAAAGAGGAUCUACAAAUAAGUAUUUCUUUUCUUCAAUGUUUUCGUCCGAAAGCCACCACAAAUGAAAGAAUGCAAUACUUAUUAAGGUUUUAAAUUACGGUUGCAACUGCAUUGCAGAAUUACGAACAAAUGAAGAUUUGAAACGACUGCAAUUGGA